Etheostoma cragini (Arkansas darter) is the source of this 1030-nucleotide messenger RNA. It is a transcript of the gene atp6v0cb, whose product is annotated as ATPase H+ transporting V0 subunit cb. Gene Ontology annotation, biological process: proton transmembrane transport. Gene Ontology annotation, molecular function: proton-transporting ATPase activity, rotational mechanism. Gene Ontology annotation, cellular component: proton-transporting V-type ATPase, V0 domain. Bases 216 to 677 code for a protein of 153 amino acids. Lineage: Eukaryota; Metazoa; Chordata; Actinopteri; Perciformes; Percidae. The record is from RefSeq and is a predicted model, not a curated record. The transcript has 3 exons.
CUUCGCCAUUUUGUACUGCUGCGCCGGGUAUUUAUCUGAAGAGUCGUGACUAUCCUGUUAACACUGCUAGUUAGGUGUUGAGACGGUUCCUGCUACACUCGGUUUCUCCUUUCAAGCCUGUGGCCUUCGUUAGGUUUCGCGAAGUGCGAUUUUAAGAGUCGACAUUCCUAAUUAAUUUUGUAUAUUUAGAUUAUUUUUAUAUUUUGUGAGAAAGAAUGUCGGCCGAAGCUCCUGAAUACUCUCCGUUCUUCGCAGUGAUGGGUGCCUCUGCGGCUAUGGUGUUUAGCGCCUUGGGAGCAGCCUAUGGCACAGCCAAGAGCGGCACAGGGAUAGCCGCCAUGUCCGUGAUGAGGCCGGAGCUCAUCAUGAAGUCCAUCAUCCCAGUGGUCAUGGCGGGUAUCAUAGCCAUCUACGGCCUGGUAGUAGCAGUGCUGAUUGCCAACAACAUCUCAGAGAAGGUCACCCUCUACAAGAGUUUCCUCCAUCUGGGAGCGGGGCUGAGCGUGGGCCUCAGUGGGCUGGCAGCAGGCUUCGCAAUUGGCAUUGUGGGCGACGCCGGCGUGAGGGGCACAGCUCAACAGCCGAGGCUUUUUGUGGGCAUGAUCCUCAUCUUGAUUUUCGCCGAGGUCCUGGGUCUCUACGGGCUUAUUGUCGCCCUGAUUCUCUCCACGAAAUAAACACCCAAGCAUCUUGAAGAUCUGUCCUUUAUGUUGCUGCUGGAGAAAAAGUGUAAAAAUGUCUGCCACUCAAGAUGAAAGAAGGCGGGGGAAAAAAUGAAUUAAAAAUGGCUCCAUAAAUAUGGUCUUAUCUCAACAAUGUGUACAGUUGUCCCAAUUUGAUAGUCAACUUGUAAAUGCGCAAUGUAGUGAUUUUUGUCUGUCUUGUGCGUGUGUAGGUGUGUGUGUGUUCCAAAAUUGUAUGAUGCAGACUCCUUUUUUUUCCCUCCACUUAUUUCAGGCCUUGAGGCCAGCUGAGGCAGCUUGGCCUCCGGUCUUAGAGAGCUGACCAAAGGGCCGCACAGCUUUUUCUC